CUCCUGCUUUCCCUCCCCUUGUUGAAAUAAGAGUUCGAUUAAAGCAGAUGACCGCCAACUUCUGAAGGGGGGCAGGAGGAGGGGGGGAAUCAAAACUCCUUUUUUUCGGGGUCUUUUUGUGCGAACUCUCCUUUCAAACGAGCAUUCGCGGAGAAGCCCACUUUUUUUUUUUUUUUUUUUUUUUGCGGCUUGACUCCCCCACCUCUCCCUCGCUUCCCUCCCGGGCGUCGAGGUUGCCUUUAAGCGGACAUUACUCGGACACGUUGGCGGAGCGAGGCUGCCUUUCCGACGAGGAGCCGCUUCAAGUUGGCGAAUGGAUGCUCGACAGACAGACACGACUAACACGCCGCCGAACGUGACGGGCUUCAACACUUUUUGCGUUUUUUGAGGAUAUACGUACACCUACAAACGUAUACGUACAUACACGCGGCGGGUGGGGGGCGUAAUUUUUUUUAAUCCCCCCCACCAAACUGGAGUUUGUUUGGAAAGAAGAUGGCUAAUUUUGUGUCUUGGUCGGAUUUUACUUCCAGGGAGGAGAAGGCGAAACUGUCAUUCUUCCUCGUCGCGAUUUAACAGCCAAGGCUAGCUCUUGUUCUUUCAUUUCUUUUUUUUUUUUUAAACCAAGUGGAGCAUUCUUACGCUUUUCUUUUUCUAUUUUCUUUUCUUUUUUUUUUUUUUUAACCGAGCACCUCCAACCGCAAUAAAGACCAAACGAGAACACAACACGGGUCGGUGGUACGCAUGUGGAGGAAAAUGGUGAAUUUUGUGCUAUUUUGUCCCGCCGUCACAGCGCCGUCGAUGCUAGUGCUAGGACUCGGAUCCCCGUGAGGAAGAAAAUGAGUGAAGAUUCAACAAAUCCAAACAACGAUGACAGUUAUGCGCGUGUGAGAGCAGUGGUCUUGACUCGGGAUGACUCCAGCGGCGGAUGGCUUCCCCUGGCCGGCUGCGGCCUCAGCUGCGUUACCGUCUACAAGGUCAGCCAGGCGGAAGAGAGUGGCAGCACCCACAGCGGCAGCACCCGCGGAAGCACCGGGAACCUCAGCCCUUGUAGCCCCAGUCCGACGCCCAGCCCCAGUCCCAGCCCCAGUCCAGUGGAGUUCUACAUAAAGGGGGAGCGGCUCAAAGACAAACUGGUGGUGCUGGAGUGCGUCCUGCAGGAAGGCCUCGUGUACAACAAGGUCACCCCCAUCUUCCACCACUGGAGGAUCAAUGACAAAAAGUUCGGGCUGUCCUUCCAGAGCCCCGCCGACGCUCGCGCCUUCGAUCGAGGCAUACGCAGGGCCAUUGAGGACAUCAGCCAAGGCUGUCGACCAUUUGGUGAAGGGGACACUCCUGAGGACGGGCAACCAGCUUGUGAAGAGCCUCCGUCCAUCUGUACGCCCAUGAAGGAGCCCUUCUCCCCCCUGAGCAACGUGGUGUCCAGCGAGCCCUUCAGGGGCUGCUAUGUACGGGCUCAGCCCUUUGACGAGUUCCCCUCCAGCAACCGACGCUACCUGCCGCCACAGGCGUCAUUCAAGUCCGCCCGUCACGUCAGCUUUCACAUGGACGACGAGAUCGUCCGCAUCAACCCGCGCAAGGACGUGGUCAUCCGCGGCUACGAGGACUACCGCCACCCGGUCAUGUGGAAACAGGAGACAGAGCGCGAGGACCUGGACUUCCCGGCCACCUUCCACAAACUGGACAGCAAGAAGUGCGAGUACCUCUUCCCCGACGGCGCCGGCGGGGACCCACACUCGGGCCCCGGUCUUGGCAAGGACACGGCCAUCAAGACUCAGCCCUCGCCGCUGCUCAAGUCCAAGAAGGGGCGGCGGCGGCGGGAGGACGGCGAGCGUUCACGCUGCAUCUACUGCCGUGAGAUGUUCAAUCACGAGGACAAUUGGCGGGGGCAGUGCCAAGAUGCCCCCGACCCCAUCAAGCAGUGCAUCUACAAAGUCAGCUGCAUGCUGUGCGCCGAGAGUAUGCUCUAUCACUGCAUGUCCGACUCGGAGGGCGACUUCUCGGACCCGUGCUCGUGCGACACGUCCGACGAGCAGUUCUGCCUGCGCUGGCUCGCCCUGGUGGCGCUCUCGUUCAUCGCGCCCUGCAUGUGCUGCUACCUGCCGCUGCGCGCCUGCCACCACUGCGGCGAGGCGUGCCACUGCUGCGGGGGCAAGCACAAGGCGGCCGGGUGACCCCGCGCCGCCCCACCGGGACACCCUCGAAGCUAGCUAAACGCGGGAAGCGGAUUAAUUCAACGCCGGCAUCCUUUUUUUCCCACCCCUUGCCCGUUCUCUCGGACAGGGCCGUGUCGUCGAUCGCCAGCUCUGAGGGCUUUUGGAGAUUUCAGUUUGCGUUUGUCGCCGACGAGCUGCGGAGGAGGACAAAAUUAAGCUUUGCGCCGAGCUAAGUCCGGACGAGGAAACAAGGACACUGAGAUUACUAGACUUGGAGAUGUUACUAAAUGCACCACGUUCACACACACAUAGACACACACACACACACAAACAUACACGGGCGCGCAUUGGCAUACACUUGGUCGAACUCUACUACACGAAGCGUCUAACUAUGAAGGAAACAUUUUUUGUACAGACAACAACAAAAAAACUAUUCAGAAAAAUAACUUGCUGUUUGAGUCUGCUAAAAGGGAUACAUACGUUCUUAUGCUUAUUUUGUGUGAUGUGGCAAUUGGUUAACAGUGGCCUUUCCUUCCCUUCAUGAUAAUGUAAUUACUAGACAGAAAAAGAAGAAAAAACGUGCACUCGACGUGAUGUCGCCCCUUCCGCAUUUUCCCCAUUGAGUGUCAUUUAAACAAUAAUAUGAGCAUGCAUGGCCACUUUUUUUGUUUCCUCCCUUGGGCAACUGCCUCACAUCGACCAUUUUAAUUGCAUUCCAAAGUAAAGGGACUCAAUCCAUUUGUCAGAAGAGAAAACGCUAAAUUUUUACCCCGCUGUCUUUCCCUCCAAAUUCCACCAAAAAUGCCGUAAAUGAUGACAUCUUCACAAAUUGAAAGCCCACCUAUUUACUGCAUUUUUCUUUUUUUUUUUUCUUUUUCAUUUUCCUGUUCACGUUGUGAUUCAAAGCUGAAAUUUUGCUCAACCAGCAAGUUUUGUUUCGGUGAGUGAGCGGUGGCGGUGCUCCCAUUUUGUUUUAUUUUAUUCUUUCAAAUUUUAUUAUUAUUAUUUUUUUUUGAAGACACCAACCAGGCACUUAAAAAUGAGGCUUAUUCUUUGAGGCACCCUUCUCCGAUUAUGGAAUUAAUCCGAUUUAAAGCACUGCUCUCCGAGCUUCAGGUUGCAGCACCCCUCCACAUCUAAAAGGUCCUGUGUUUGUCCCACAAUUGUUAUUCUUUUUUAAAUUUUGUUCUUCUUUGUGCCCCUCCUCAUGUCACCAGUCCACUCCUUCAUGUCUUCGUUUUAAUAAUCCCUGGAUGAAUGAGCGCAUUGUUUGAGGAAUGUUGAGUAUCUCAGCUAUUAAAUGCAUACAGGUGGCGCGUGUGUGUGCGUGUACGUGGGCAUGCACUUCGGCCUUCACAUGCACUGGUAACAUCCUGACUGACGACUCUUUCGACAGACACGUUACAAGAGUAUUUUGCUCUUUGAGAGACCUCAGACUCCUCUCCCUGCAGCGGGCACGUUAUUAGCGGCUAGAAUAAUCAAUAUGAAAAAUGUGAGAUGGUUUUUAAAAAAAUGCAAUUUGCUGUGACACAGUACAAUUGCGGCCAACACGUUAAGUUUAAUUGUAAACAAAACAAAGUACUCCAAAUUCUAUCACACAUAGUACAGACACUUUUUUUUCAAAGUGUAAAGCUAAUUCUGUAUUUUAAAUAUAGGAGGGAACAUAACAUUAAUCAUGCUAGCGCUAUAGUAAGUGAAAUACACUUCAAGGCCAGGUAUAUGAAGCAUCCAUAAUGUUAGCCGAUCAAUUAAAAAACAAUAAGUUGGGCACUCACGGUGUUUUCAUGUCAUGCGUGGCCACGUAUUCGUACACUGAGGAGAAAAUUAACGUAAUUCCCGGCCUACAGAGCGCACCUGGUUAUAACCCUCACAUUUGUCAAGGAAUUACCAUUUGAUACAUAUGUACGCCGCAGCCGUGUAAAAGCCGCAAGUGCUCACAUUGAAACCGACAUUGAAAGACGAGAUAUUUACAAAGAAAGACGGUACGCAGAGAGUUUAACGCUAGCACCGCCACGUUAACGCUAAAGCUAGCGCCGCUGCGCUAACAGGGCUGGUUAAAAAAAACAUACUGGUAAAAAUCACUGAGACACAGCAGUAACACGCUAGCGCAACGCUAACAAGGGCCGGACCGGUAAAAGUCACUUCCUCGGCACAUAUAUUCCUCCGGUCUCACACUUACCUUUUACGCUCGAGUGCCCCCUUGUGGCCGUUGAAAAAAAAAAUGCACAAAUUAGCCGUAUCACCGCAUGAGCCGCAGAGUUGAAAGCGUGUGAAAAAAGUUGCAGCUUACACGCCAAAAAUUACGGUUGUUCACUGCACAUAGUUUGUAAUCUUUAAAACGUGCAUUUUGGGGCUACCGUAAAUGGAGGACCCCUUCAAAUUUUAUCUUGACACGAGUAGGAAAUCGGAAGUAAUCCCACCUCCAUGUUUUGCAGUCAAACUUAAACUGAACAAAACCAUGACGGACGAGUGACCACCACAAUAAGCUAAUAUUUCAUUUGUUUGCCGGUAUGUUUUUUUUGGGGGGGGGUUUAAUUGGCUGAAAAAUAUCGUUGUAUUUUAUACGACGACAGAUAUUUGAAAGUGUGAAAACACACACAAUUGGAGUGUAUUAUUCCGCUUUUUUUGGAUUCCGCACAGAAGGCAAAGAUGGAUGACUGCAUUGUAUUCCAUCUCUUGUCGUGUCAAUUUUGCUGGAUCUCCAUAUGAAACCAGAUAAACAUACCAGAAUUCCCGACCAAUGAAGUAUCUUCCGAUAGACACUCACAACUCCCCAAAUUGCAGUUUUCUUUAGACAGGAAACUGGUUAGUGUUUGCAGCCAAUUAGUGGACUCCAUUUUUCCACCAUUGCUUUUCAGAUGCGACAAAUCAAAAAUCAAUUCAAGUCCAAGUGAAUUCUAAUAAAUCCAUUGUAUAUUUAAAAAAAAAAAAUUGGUAUGAGGUGGACGAACACACUACAUUUAUCACACACCGUAUGAAUUUAGGAGUCUUUUAAUUUUUCAGAUCUCUUCAUUUUGAAUCUUUCUAUGCAAACUUUCCGACACAGGACACACUCCUCAGACUGACAGGACACUUGUUUCUUUUAAGAUCCUCUCAAGUGGUAGUACGAGUAGACGAGCCUCCUCCCCUUUUGGUACCAAACACCUGUAAAUAUGUAACACUGUAUUUAAGUACUGAUGAUAAUAAUAAUAAUAACUGUGGCUUGCGUUGUCUUUGAGGUUGUCUUCUUUUAAGAGAUAGAGCUGUAUUUAUCGUGGCUGUUAGCAUUAUUUACGGUAGCUUCUAUUGACAGCAUACGUGUGUACAUAGGUCCACCUUUUGUAGUAUUAUUUCACAUUGAAAAGUAGAGGGCAUUUGCGACCGGUCAGAGGGUAAACAAAACAUAAAAGGACUAUUGAGCUUCUGAUAAAAGCUUCUCACUAGUUUUUUCACAGUAGACGGAACGAUAAUGCCAACACGGUACUGGAGGAGCACUCCGUUCCCUUCGGAAAUUUUCUAUACGAAUAUAAAUAUAUACAGUUAUAUAUGUAUCUAUAAAGACGUGAAUUUAAGGCUGCUAGAUACAAUCACUAAUUUUAUUGUGCUGACAGAGAAAAUUAGCUAUGAAUGACUGUUAAACCCGAAUUCUCCAACAGGAUGAGGCGUUCUUGUAUUUUAGUUGUGUGCAAUGUGCACGUGUGAGUGUGUCUUCUGGCCGAGUGUCUGUUUGGGUGUGCGUUUCAUGUCUUCGAGCUGAACCAAGGUUGGAUGAAGCUGAUUAAAAACUUGCUGGCUGACAAAAUGUAGGAUGUGCUUUUUUUUUUUUUUUUUAUACAUAGGAAAUGAAAAAAAAAUAACACCUUUGUCAUUCUGCAUUAACCAGCACAGUGCAACUUCCUGUCAUGUACUGUAUUUUAUAUAUAUAUAUGCGCAACAUAUGUCUCUGCAUAUAUAUUCCACAUAUAUGUAUGUAUGUAUAUGUGUGUGUAUAUAUAUAUAUAUAUAUAUAUAUAUAUAUAUAUAUAUAUAUGUGUGUGUGUGUGUGUAUGUAUGUACAUAUAUAUACACAUAUAUGUAUAUAUGUGUAUGUAUGUACAUAUAUAUACACAUAUAUGUAUGUAUGUGUGUAUAUACAUAUGUGUAUGUAUGUACAUAUAUACGCGUGUGUGGGUAUAUAUACAUGUGUAACAUAUGUCUGUCUGCAUAUAUAUUCCACAUAUAUGUAUCAAUGUGUAUAUACAUGUGUGUAUAUAUACACAUAUGUAUGUACAUAUAUAUAUACACACACAUAUUUGUAUGUAUGUAUGUGUAUAUAUAUAUAUGUGUGUGUGUGUAUGUAUGUAUAUUAGUUUUAACCACUUUUGCUGCUAGUCUUUUUCUCCUUUCGAUCUCAGAAAAAAACUUGUGCAUAAUGUUGGAAUGCAUACAAAUGUACAUUGUUGACGUUGUGUAGAAUGAUUACAAAAAGAAGCUAUACACACACACAACGCAUACAUGUGGAUAUAAAUGUGUGUGUGUUAUAUAUAUAUGUAUAUCUUUAUAUACAGUAUAUGUAUAUAUAUGUACAUACAGUUGAUGUGUGUUGGCGUGUGCGCACACAUACAUACAUGUAUACAUACAUAUACAUGCAUACACACAAAAUCCCAGUUUUCCUUUUAACGCAUUGUUUUAAAAAGAGUAACAAAAAAUGUUUACUUUUCACAGCAGAUUUUUGAAGUGUUUUUUUUUGGGCCUCUCCAACUAGGCUUCAGUGCACUGAUACUACUUGAUGUUUUUUUUUUCUGACAUCUUACAGCGCUUGAUGUAACCUUUAUGUGAUUAGUUCUGAAGUAGUGGAAGACAUUUUUGUGUUUUUGGAAAAAAAAAAACUUGCAGUAUAAAUGGUACUAUUAACUAUUCUGUAAACACUGCCUGUUUUGUUUCUUUCCCCCAUCUUUCCUUGUGCAUAUUCUUUUUUUCCCUGUGUUAAUUUAAGUUUCUUAGUGCCAUCCUGACGACCUCAAAAAAAAACAAAAAAACAAACAAAAAAAAAAACCAACCACACCGACAAAAGAAGUGCCUCAUGUCCAUCUUAGUCUCCAUCAAUUUUAACAUCUCUCUGUUCCGGUUCUAUCAGUUUCUAUUGUUUUGUUGAUUUGAGAAAACCAAGUAUAUGAUGUAAAAUUGAUAGUCCCAAUAACUCCCAUGGCAUAGUAUUUUCUUUAUACAGAUGUAGCUCGUUACUUUUCAUAAAUAUAUAAUGUAAAUAUGCAUACAUAUAUUUGUAACUGUUUUUACAUUACAUCAUACACUUGUAAUUUGACAUAUCAAAUAACUAUCAUAAUAAAAUUGUGAGUUUUAACUCUUGCUUGUGCAUAUUUAUUUUGUAUUUAAUUCA
Syngnathoides biaculeatus (alligator pipefish) is the source of this 7509-nucleotide messenger RNA. RefSeq names its product sprouty related EVH1 domain containing 1 (gene spred1). NCBI's taxonomy places the organism in Eukaryota, Metazoa, Chordata, Actinopteri, Syngnathiformes, Syngnathidae. The transcript is spliced from 6 exons. Gene Ontology annotation, molecular function: protein kinase binding. The record is from RefSeq and is a predicted model, not a curated record. Gene Ontology annotation, biological process: multicellular organism development; negative regulation of MAPK cascade. Gene Ontology annotation, cellular component: membrane. Bases 837 to 2171 code for a protein of 444 amino acids.